AAGUGUAGAAUUUUCUUUAAUCGAGGAACAGUGCUUAAUUUUAGAAAUUUCACACUUAAUUUAAUCUUCCAGCCAUGCAAGGACUAAGAGCAUUCAGGCUUUUUGCACGCACUGCAAACAACACAGCACGUAGAAAUUAUGGACAUGGUCGUGUACAUAAGUAUCCAACUUUAAACGACAUGCCAGUUCCAGAAGGUGAUUAUUUCACACUUCAUGCCAAGAGAAAUCGCAAAUAUAAUGCAAUUUUGGCUACUGGAAUCUCAAUGGUCUCUACAGGAAUCUUCAUUCUCUCAACUGACAAAAUUGUUCGUUUCCACUGGAAUCCACCAGAGACCUACGAAUAAACUUGCAUGACUGAGGAAUGAAAUCAUAGCUUUAAAAAUACAAAUGACGAAUCUCGUAAAUUAGGGUGCAUCAAUUGGCUGUAGUUAAUUAUAGUUGU
Messenger RNA from Chironomus riparius, 442 nucleotides. The record is from the annotation of a GenBank genome assembly. Lineage: Eukaryota; Metazoa; Arthropoda; Insecta; Diptera; Chironomidae.